GUACACUUUACUUGAACCAAUUGCACACACCACACUGCCACGUGAAGGGGAAUACUUUUAAUUUUUUUGUCUUGUCAUCUUCCACAUAGAAGCGAGGUUUGAUUAGAGUUUAUGACAUUGCAGGACUUUUAAGGGGAAAUUUUAGGCAAGAAAAAUAUCAGGAGCCAUGGAGGAAGCCGACAACAGCACUAUUGAUCCCGCCUGUUUACAGGAACCCCCUCUGGCCAUGGAUGUGAUAAAGCAACUAGAUGUUUUCGGGAUGUGCCUGUACGCUAUGCUCACCUUCAUGUCUUGCAUUUCCCUGCUGCUCUACUUGGAGCAAUGUGUUUAUAUUUAUAAAAAACUGCCAUACCCGAAAAAGACAACCAUCAUCUGGAUCAAUGGAGCCGCACCAGUCAUUGCCACCAUGUCUUGUUUUGGGAUGUGGAUCCCCAGGGCUGUCAUGUUCACAGAUAUGACGUCAAAUUGUUACUUUGCAGUGGUAGUGUACAAAGUGUUGGUUCUGCUGAUUGAGGAGUUGGGUGGCAGCGAUGUAUUUCUGAAGCGCUUUUCCGGUAAACCCUUCAAGAUCACCACUGGGCCGUGCUGCUGCUGCUGCCUGUGUUUACCACGUGUGCCCAUGUCACGAGGCAUGCUGUUCUUGCUGAAGUUGGGUGCACUCCAGUACGCCAUCCUAAAGACGGUGCUCAGUGUCCUCUCCAUAGUACUCUGGACAAAUGGCAACUUUGACCUCUCAGAUCUAGAGAUCACCGGUUCGGCAAUUUGGAUCAAUCCUUUCAUUGGCGUUCUCACCAUCACCUCCCUGUGGCCCGUAGCCAUUGUGUUCAUGAACACCAACCACCAUUUACGCAGCCUCAAUAUUGUACCAAAGUAUGCCAUGUACCAACUAAUACUCGUAUUAAGUCAGCUGCAAACGUCCAUCAUCAACAUCCUGGCUCUGGAUGGAACCAUCGCCUGCGCCCCUCCCUUCUCCUCGCAGGCUCGGGGAUCCAUGCUAAGUCAGCAGAUGAUGAUUAUGGAGAUGUUCAUCAUCACCCUGGUCACUCGCUUCUUUUAUCGUCGUACAUAUGACAUGCUUCCCUCACCCACACAUGACCACGACCACCACAAGGACGGAGUCUCCCCGCAGGCUGCUCACAUGGAGCAUGAUGUCUAAAACUUGGGGAGCUCAAAGAUGCUCUUUAUCUGAGGUACCGUUGGUCAAACGGUCAAUUUGAUGUGGUUCUGUGAAGCGGACACUCAUCUGUCACUCAAGUGUGAGAAAACAUCUUCACGUUAUUACAGCAGUAUUGUAUUUACUAACUUGAGUAAGUUCUCUUAGGUUAGUUCACACAAAUGUUCCUAUGAAUAAAUAAUAUAGUAAUCCUACUUAAAAGAGGCCGUAUCAAGUUGUCUUGGCUAUUUCAGACCGACAUUUUUUUUCUUUUUUAAAAAUGUACUAAUUAUUCAUCUUUAUAUGUCCUUUACAAGUUAGUAUUAGGUGAAUCGAGACAUCUUACAUAAUAAAGAGUGUGUGGCUUGAAAAACACAUUGUGUACUAUAUUCUCUAGACUGGGUAUUUCCAAACUAAUAAGAUACAAGAGCUGUGUGUUAACAAUUAUACAACCAACUGACACUGUCUUAGAACAGUUUAUUAUGAUCGAAUUAUUGCAUUAUUGUAUCUGCAACUUACUGUGACAUAGUUCAAGUUAUUUUAGCAAAUAUAGCCACAUACAUGAGAGAGGCAAAAUACUGUAUUAGAAAGAUUUGCAGCCCACUGUAUCACUGUUCUGUAAUACAAUUCUACAGCACUGAUAAUUAUCAUUCAUUCAUUCAUCCAUUUUCCAUACCGCUUAUCCCCACUAGGGUCGCGGGCGUGCUGGAGCCUAUCCCAGCUAUCUUCGGGCGAGAGGCGUGGUACACUCUGAACUGCUCGUCAGCUAAUCGCAGGGCACAUAGUGUAGAAACAAACAAUCAUUCACACCUACGGGCAAUUCAGAGUCUUGAAUCAACCUACCAUGCAUGUUUUUGGGAUGUGGGAGGAAACCGGACUACCUGGAGAGAAAAUGCAAACUCCACACGUGCGAGGCCGGAUUUGAAUCUGGGUCCUCGGAACUGUGAGGCAGAUGUGCUAACCAGUCGUCCACCGUGCCGCCUGAUAAUUAUCAAAAGUAACUUAUCGUUGUAAUACUGCUUUAUUAUCUUUUUAAAGGCUAACAUUUUGAUACCCCUCUUUUGUACUGGAUCUCAUGAGAUGGAGUCCAGUAUAUAGACUUACUGGAUUUCAGACACUAGCAUAACUAGAGUAAUCGAUUUUGUAAAGGCCUUUGAUUACAACUGUAAGUCCUAACUCAACAUUCUGUUUUUAAUUGUGUACUUAAUGUGCAAAUAAGGCGGCACGGUGGCCGACUGGUUAGAGCGUCUGCCUCACAGUUCUGAGGACCCGGGUUCAAUCCCCGGCCCCGCCUGUGUGGAGUUUGCAUGUUCUCCCCGUGCCUGCGUGGGUUUUCUCCGGGCACUCCGGUUUCCUCCCACAUCCCAAAAACAUGCAUUCAUUGGAGACUCUAAAUUGCCCGUAGGCAUGACUGUGAGUGCGAAUGGUUGUUUGUUUCGACGUGCCCUGCGAUUGGCUGGCAACCAGUUCAGGGUGUACCCCGCCUCCUGCCCGAUGACAGCUGGGAUAGGCUCCAGCACGCCCGCGACCCUAGUGAGGAGAAGCGGCUCAGAAAAUGGAUGGAUGGAUGGAUGUGCAAAUAAGCUAUUUUUACCUGUAGGUUGUCAUAUUUAAAUGUUAUUCCAUAGCUAAAUGUAUUGAGAAUCAAAUGUUAGGCUGUCUUUAAGCCUUUUUAUGUGUAAUGUAUGUCUGCAUAUCUAUGUAGUGCUCUCACCGACCCUUCUGUUGUCUGUGACCAAAAUGCCAGAGGUUUAUUUAAAGCCUGUUGACCCACUUAGUGCAAUGCGGGAAAGACUUGUGCUGUGGAUGAGCUGGAAGCUUUUUCCUGCUGUUUCUCUAAUGGCCAAAAGAGAGCGUGUUCCACUUCAAAACCUCAUGCAUUGACCUGAAAAUAAAGAACCAUCCCUCUC
Messenger RNA from Phyllopteryx taeniolatus (common seadragon), 3063 nucleotides. Its product is annotated as organic solute transporter subunit alpha-like. Bases 167 to 1156 code for a protein of 329 amino acids. Gene Ontology annotation, biological process: transport. NCBI's taxonomy places the organism in Eukaryota, Metazoa, Chordata, Actinopteri, Syngnathiformes, Syngnathidae. Gene Ontology annotation, molecular function: transporter activity. The record is from RefSeq and is a predicted model, not a curated record. The transcript has 8 exons.